AUGGUGUUCCUCGCACCAGUACCAACAUUUAUUCAAAUAUACAAGAAAAAAUCAACAGAAGGAUUCCAAUCAGUGCCAUAUGUAGUUGGAUUGUUCAGUGCAAUGUUGUGGAUAUAUUAUGCUAUGCUCAAGACAGACACCACUCUCCUCAUCACCAUCAACUCCGUCGGCUGUUUUGUUCACACGGCUUACAUCUCUUUUUAUCUUUGUUACGCCCCCAAAUCCGCUAGGUUGCAAACUGGGUUUCUAAUCCUUCUAAUGAACAUCAUUGGCAUGAGUCUAAUUGUUGUGCUGACUUACUUUCUCGCGGACGGCUCCACACGUGGCAACAUUGUAGGAUGGAUCUGCCUCAUUUUCUCCCUGUGCGUCUUUGUAGCGCCUUUAUUUAUCCUGAGACAAGUGAUCCGAACGAAGAGCGUGGAAUACAUGCCGUUUCUCCUUUCACUUUUCCUCACCUUAAGCGCGGUCAUGUGGUUCUUCUACGGCUUACUACGCAAGGACUACAAUAUUGCUAUUCCAAAUGUGGUAGGAUUCACCUUCGGAGUGAUUCAGAUGGUGUUGUAUGUGAUAUACAAUGGCGCGAAGAAGGCCGUGGAAGAGAAGCUUCCGGAAAUUCAAGUGGAUGGGCAGAAGAAUUCCGAAAUUAGAGAGCAAAUCAUCGAUGUAGUGACUUUGAGUGCACUAGUUUGCCCAGAAAUUGUUCCAGCUAUUCCACAGCUCGUUCGCCGGGACAAUUUCAACCUUCAAAAUGAGAUCCACAUCGCCACUUCUACCUGAAAAUUUACUUACAUUUUCGUCAAAUACUUUCUUGGAAUUAAUUAACUUAUAGUAGUAUUCAACUAUGUUACAUCUUCUUCCUAAAUUAGUUUAAUUUGCUGUUGCCCCUAGAACUACCUUCAUGGUCAGUUUGGGUUGUAUCAUUUUCAAUUGACUUCAAGUGUAACAUAUAUAUCAUAUAUGUGUGUUAUUAAUUAGUAGUUUCAACAUCUA
Salvia hispanica is the source of this 990-nucleotide messenger RNA. Its product is annotated as bidirectional sugar transporter SWEET10-like. Lineage: Eukaryota; Viridiplantae; Streptophyta; Magnoliopsida; Lamiales; Lamiaceae. Gene Ontology annotation, molecular function: sugar transmembrane transporter activity. Gene Ontology annotation, cellular component: membrane. Gene Ontology annotation, biological process: carbohydrate transport. The record is from RefSeq and is a predicted model, not a curated record.